Molecule: messenger RNA, 1261 nt
Organism: Nycticebus coucang (slow loris)
Lineage: Eukaryota; Metazoa; Chordata; Mammalia; Primates; Lorisidae
Product: translation initiation factor IF-2-like
Exons: 1
Coding region: 1-720 (239 amino acids)
Source: RefSeq, a predicted model, not a curated record
AUGCCCGCGGAGGAAAAAGCAACUUGUCCGUCCCUCGUCACGCGAGCAUGGUGCGCGCCGCGGCUCAUUCAGCCGCAGUGGAGAGACUGUUGCAUGUCGCCGUGCCGCCUCUUAUCGCCGAGGUCUGGUUUCCGCUGCUGCUGCGCGGCCCCUCCCCCGCCCGCCCAGCCCCGCCAGGAAGCCCGGGGCGGACUCGCCGAGCCCGGAGCGCGCGCGGCGGCGGAGCGACGCGCCUCGGCCCCCGGCCCGCGCCCUCCCGCCCCGGCCUCGGCCGCACGCGCGCCCCGCAGCCCGGCAGGGUCCGCCGGGGCCGCCCCUCGCCGCUCGCCCGCCGGCGCUGGCCGCGGAGGGAAGCCAGAGCCGGCCCCGGCGCCGCGCAUCCCCUCGCCCGCCCGUUGGUAUCUUCCAGCUCGUGCGUCCAACCUCGUAACUCGCAGCUACGGGCACGGGCGACGCGGCCCGCUACUCGCGCCCCUCCGGGCAGCGGGCGCCCCGGCGGGUCGGUGCGGGAAGAGGCCCCGGGCUGGGGCGCGGCGGGGAGACCGGCAGGGGCGGACAGAAGGUUGGAUCAGGUCUGACUUAAACCCUGGCAGCUGGCGCGGCUGCCGCCUUCAAAUGCGCCGCACAGUUUUUGAACCUGGAGGGCUAACGGGCAGGAAAACCUUCGGCGAGAAACGUCUUCCUCGAGUAACAGAUGUCCACGGUUUGGGAAUUCCUUGAAAAGACGGAUUGUGACACAAGCACAAACACAUAACCAGCUUCCCUUCUAGUUUGCAAAUAGUUAGAAUUUAAAACCCUCUAUAUUCCCAGCUCUGCCUCAUGUGAUUUAUAGAAAGCAAAGUUCCUUACUUAAAAAUAGAAUACUGUUUUCUGAAAUACUGGAAUAUUCUUAGGCAAAUAAGCCAUUUUUUUUAACGACAGGAAGAAAUAAACUCCAGCCCCAAAUCAUAACUCGCAGGGUGCUGUAGGAUGUUAUUCGACUUCACCCCCUUGAAUGGAAGGAGUCCCGAGCUGCUGUGAUGUAAUAAAGUUUAAGAGGUUUGGGGGCGGGGUUUCCUUUGAAUUUAAAGGGUGUUCAUAACUUGUUCAAGGAUGAUUCUCAUUAAAAGUGUUUGUUCACGUUUUAGACACACGAUUUGGGACAAAAUGCUGGAUAUGUGCAACGUUCUUCCUGCAGAUUUGUUAUUAUUGUGUUGAAGAGGGCGGAGCUGGCUUAAGAACAAAAAAACAUCCAAAGGUACUCAAUAAAAUACAGACUACC